ACAGCCAAUCACAUCGCAUCCUCCUCUGAGCUGCACGGAGUCAGACUCACACCAAAAAGUGCGUAGAAAAGUGGAACCAAGGCACUUUCACACUUCUUCUACUUCUUCUGCUUCACUCGGGCAAGUGGACGGCCAGCAUGAAGAAAACUCCCAAUUCAGCCCUGAAGAGGUCCUUUGAGGUGGAAGAUGUGGACACUUCAGCUCACUCUUCACCCGGCUCCCGUCGCACAACCAACUCCCCUCACCGCAACGCCAUGUCUCCCACCAGCAUCUACUACCGCGACCUGGGUACGGCAACCCCAGCUCCCAACAACAACAGCCUCAACUACACCCAACCUCGCUCCAUCAUGGGCGGAGGAGGCUCCAAGACCCCCGAGCCUGUGUCACGCCGCUCAGAGCUCUCCAUCGAUAUUUCCUCUUCAUCCAGCAAGCAGGUGGACAACGCCACAAGCCCCGGCUCCACACGCUUCGUAACCAACAGCGCCCUGAAGCGCCCAGAGGUCCUCGGCCACUCGAGGACCCCUGAGAUGAACCACAAGAGGGAGGUCACUUUUGCCAAGACGCCGACGGACUCCCCAGGGACACGUCGAAUUGAAAGCAGCAGCAACACCAACGGGACCAGUCGGACCCUGGAACAAAGCCACAGUCGCAAGUUUGAGUCCACCAGUCUUGGAGAUGUUCGCAAACCUGAAAUCAGCAUCACGAGGGCUCCGGUGGAAAACAACGGCCACCAUGUUCCAGUGCACCACCCGCACCAUCCCAAUCCUCAUCACAAUACCAUUGUCACUACCUUUCGAUGCUCCUCACCAAACCAUGCUGGACGCAAAUCUCCCAACCCUGACCGGUCAGAGGUCAGUCUGAGCCACAGCAACAUGUCGGAACACGCCAAGCCGCACCACCCCAACCCGCACAGCAAAGGGGACAAGACCCAUGCCGGCGACUUCAGCUAUGUCGGCAUCGAUGCCAUUCUGGAGCAGAUGCGGAGAAAAGCCAUGAAGCAGGGCUUUGAGCUCAACAUCAUGAUUGUGGGACAAAGUGGCUUGGGCAAGUCCACUCUCAUGAACACGCUGUUCAAAUCCAAGGUGAGCCGCAAGUCAGUUCAGCCUAACGCCGAGGACAGGAUCCCCAAGACCGUGGAGAUCAAGUCUAUCAGUCACGAUAUUGAGGAGAAAGGCGUGAGGAUGAAAUUGACAGUUAUCGACACUCCAGGCUUCGGGGAUCAGAUCAACAAUGAAAACUGCUGGCAGCCCAUCAUGAAGUUCAUCAAUGACCAGUAUGAAGCCUACCUGCAGGAAGAGAUCAACAUUGACAGAAAGAAGAGGAUCCCAGACUCCAGGGUGCACUGCUGCAUAUACUUCAUCCCUCCCACGGGCCACUGUCUGAGGCCCCUGGAUGUGGAGUUCAUGAAGCGUCUCAGUAAGGUGGUGAACAUCGUGCCCGUCAUCGCCAAGGCUGACACGCUCACCCUGGAGGAGAGGGACUUCUUCAAGCAGACGAUCAGGGAGGGCCUGCGAGCCAAUGACAUCGACGUCUACCCCCAGAAAGAGUUUGACGAGGACGCUGAGGACAGAACAAUCAACGAUAAAAUCAGGGAGAUGAUCCCUUUUGCUGUGGUGGGCAGCGAUCAGGAGUACCAGGAGAACGGGAAGAGAAUUCUGGGAAGGAGAACCAAAUGGGGCACCAUAGAGGUGGAGAAUAUUGCACACUGCGAGUUUGCUUACCUGCGAGACCUCCUGAUCAGGACUCACAUGCAAAACAUCAAGGACAUAACGGGCAGCAUCCACUACGAGACGUACCGCGUGCGCCGCCUCAACGAGUCCAAUAUUCACUUCAGCGCUCACCCGCCCGAGCGUCCUGCUGCGCAGCCAAAGGCCAACGGUCAGCCACAGCUGGCGCACGUCCCCGUGCACGCCAACGGCCUGGCCAAUCAGCAUGAAGUUCUCACCCACGAGAUGUAGAGUCCAGCUGCACAGUUCUGUUUACAUCAUCAGCACACCAUUCCACACACACACAUAAAUAUCUCAAUGGGACCUUUUUAAAACCAUUUUUCUAAGUCCACAAUUCAGAUAUCAACUUGCAUUCAGGAUAUAGUCAAGUAGCAUCACCAUGAUUCAUCUUCUGAGCUGUGCCAUUGUUUGACUUUGUGUUGUGUAUAAGAUAUUUAGAUUAGCUUUAAUGUAUUAAGGAGGAGGACAAUGUUGUCCUCCACACUGCAAUUGAGGAGAGAGAAAGUGUGGAGCAGCUAACUUCUUCAAGUCUGAGGCUUUUAAAAUCUAUAACGUCGUCACCUUGUAUUUCACUGUGCUCAUUUACCAGUCUUUUUAUCGCUGCCCCCCCUUUAUCCAUUUCUUUUGCCUGUACAUCCAUAUUAAAGUGUUUUCUAUUAUGAACAAUAUUUGUCUGUUUAGUUAAGACAUUAUCACAGCAACUGUUGAAUCCAAGAGAUUAGUGGCCGUAAACUAGCAAUAAAAUGUGUUUUGGUUAAACAAAAAAAAAGCUAAAUCCCCUGCACUUUAGGACCUGGUAGUAAAGCGCACGUUUGUUUGCCAUUAAAGCAUCUCAUAGUGACGUCACAAAUGUGAUAUUUACGUUGCGAGCUAGUUUGAGUUGCAUGAUUUUCCAUGUGUGCCAAGAAACUUGUCCUUUCAACACAUUUGCUUUGUGACAAAACCGACUGGAGGGACGUCUUUUUGCAACAUGUUCCAUAAUCUUCUUGCAUACUCUGCAGCAACCGCAUGAACACAACCUUUUUUUUGUCCUAUUGUUGUAUAGUCAUUGUAAUUUGUGACAGUGUCAUAGAUUAAGGUUUUAUCCUCCACAUGCUAUCUCUGAAGAAUAAAGAUAGAUAUUUUUAUUGUCUGAA
Entelurus aequoreus (snake pipefish) is the source of this 2863-nucleotide messenger RNA. Its product is annotated as septin-9-like. Bases 138 to 1958 code for a protein of 606 amino acids. The record is from RefSeq and is a predicted model, not a curated record. The transcript has 11 exons. Gene Ontology annotation, molecular function: molecular adaptor activity; GTP binding; GTPase activity. Gene Ontology annotation, cellular component: septin ring; microtubule cytoskeleton; cell division site. Gene Ontology annotation, biological process: cytoskeleton-dependent cytokinesis. Lineage: Eukaryota; Metazoa; Chordata; Actinopteri; Syngnathiformes; Syngnathidae.